Molecule: messenger RNA, 1287 nt
Organism: Scomber scombrus (Atlantic mackerel)
Lineage: Eukaryota; Metazoa; Chordata; Actinopteri; Scombriformes; Scombridae
Product: hairy/enhancer-of-split related with YRPW motif protein 1-like
Exons: 8
Coding region: 1-1287 (428 amino acids)
Biological process (GO): anterior/posterior pattern specification; regulation of transcription by RNA polymerase II; regulation of neurogenesis
Cellular component (GO): nucleus
Molecular function (GO): RNA polymerase II cis-regulatory region sequence-specific DNA binding; protein dimerization activity; DNA-binding transcription factor activity, RNA polymerase II-specific
Source: RefSeq, a predicted model, not a curated record
AUGGGCAUCCCGCAGAGAUUAAGUGGCUUUUCAGAGGCAAUGAUACUUCCGUUUAAAAUCAAAGAGAGGGCGAUUAGUGGAGGCUCAGAGAUCACUGCUGGUAGCUAUGGCAGCCCACCAAUCAGAGGCAGCACGAGGUCUGCUUAUAAUGUCCAGCAGGCCGUCAGGAGGCUUCUUCCUCUGCUGCAGCUCUCAGUCUGGACCAAACACUGCGACAUGACCAUGAAAAUACAAAACCCAGUUGUGGAUGAUACCAAGAGCAGAAAAAGGAUUCUGAAACCAGCUGUGGAAAAGAAGAGAAGAGAUCGAAUAAAUAAAAGUCUCGCGGAACUGAGAACUAUGUUGUUGAAUUAUACAGCCGAUCCACGGCUGCAGAAUCCUAAAAUAGAGAAAGCAGAGAUUCUGGACUUGGUUGUGGAUUAUCUUCAGAAAUGGACAGAUGGGAAGAACUUGAGCAAUGAGUCCAGUCCUCCUUCUCACCUCAACAUUGAGAGUGCAGGUUUUCAGCAGUGUGUGGCUCAGCUGGCCAGCUACAUGCACAAGAUCACACCGGCACAGAGGACGAGCCUGAUCGAGGGACUUAAACAUCAUGCUGAGAACCAGCAGCCGAGAGACUCAAGCCAUACAAUUAUUGAAAUGCCACAUGCGACAUCAGCAGCAGUCAUCUGCACAUCUGAGAGCAAAGAAGGGUCUCACAGGUCACUGUUCCUGUCUCACUCCCCCCCUCAGCCUCAGUCUUGCUCCACACCGUGCCACGACACCCUCUCCCCUCCCACCUCCCCCUGGUUCUCCCCCUCUUUCUCCACAUACUCUCCUCCGUUCCCAUCAUUUGCCUGUCACUUCUCCUUCCCCUCCUGCCUGUCACCUCCUUCUUCCAACACCUCUUUCUCCACACUUCCGCAGUCCCUGCACACCCUGCCCGCUCCUGUUGUUUUCUCACCCACGGUCGCCCACUUCCCCUCACUCACCACACUGAGACCCCCCCCACACCCCCUCCCCUUUGCGCUGAAGAAGCCGGUGCGAGUGCCAUUAGGCCUACUUAUGAGGCGACCAUUGUUCUUUGUCAGAGAAAUGAGAGGGCAGGCACGUCAUUUGGAGCUCGAUUCUCCCCACAGUCCCUCUGCAUGUUUUGAUCACUCUAUGAAAGCAGAGAAGGUCCCUCACGCCGGGGAGAAAGAGAUCACCUCUUUGGAUGAAUGCGCCCAUGCAUUCCUGAUUUGGGGUAAAGUGGAGAUGUUGUGCUGCGGAGAUGUCACAGGUCUGUCAUGGCCUGCUGAGGAUCUGUGA